AAAGAGAGGGCCGACCACAGUUUGAAGUUUUCCUCGGUACAACAUCACCACAUUCUGCACUUCAGCAUUUCUCGACUUUCGACAGCACAGCUGGGGAGGGCUAACUUCUCAUAACAGCACAGAUAAUGGACAGAGGGGGAAGAAAAGAAAGAAGGAGACUCUACGCAGCGCUAUUUUCAUUUGAACUUAAAGUAUUUGGUCACUGAAAGAGAGACAACAGCAGAGAGUUGAAUGCGCACUGAUAAAAGGAGAGGAUUUUUUUCAGGACAGCAACAUUGUGGAUAGUCUCUACUACAGAUUAAACUCGAAGGAAUAUACUGGAGUGAGUCAGAGGAAAAGAAAGGGACUGCAAAAACCACAAGGCUAAGGAUUACAAACGCCACAGAGACAAAGCCCUUCUCCACCUCAUCUCCCAUAACCACCUUCCAGCCUCCGAACACCUCGCCUUCUCUCAUCACCACAAAGAUCAGUGAGAUGAACAUGAACACGACCUCUUACUCCAUAUCUGGGCAUCCAAACCCCCUGCAGAUCCCGUUGGCGGUGCUCUACUCUAUAAUCUUCAUCCUGGGUCUGACUGGGAACUUGGUUGCUCUGUGGGUUUUCUUCUGUGUUCACUCAAAGAAGAACUCUGUGCGGGUGUUUCUCAUAAACAUAGCUUUUGCAGACUUGCUGCUGGUGGCCUGCCUACCGUUCAGGAUACUCUAUCACAGCCAAGGUGACAAAUGGGCUCUACAUCCCAUCUUGUGUAAAGUAGUCGGCAACCUCUUCUACAUGAACAUGUACAUCAGUGUCACGCUGCUGGGGCUGAUCAGUGUGGAUCGCUACCUGAAGAUCCACCGCAGUGCAGGGAUGCAGCACAGUCUGCAGUCCACAAAGUGGAGCAGUGCCCUCUGCACGGUCGUCUGGAUUACAUCCUUUGUCACGUCUUCAGCAUUUCUGAUCCCAAACAAAGACCAACACAAUAACCUGCAGAACAACACGCAGACUAACAGGUGUUUCCACUACAAGAAGCUCAUUGGAGUGGAGUGGAAAGCCUACAUCAACAUCUUUGUGAUAAUGGUCUUCUGGCUUGUAUUCAUCUCUCUGGUGGUGUCUUACGGAAAGAUUGCCACCAGGCUUCUGAGAACAUCAGAGGAGAAAUCAGACCUGCCCAAUGCAGCGCGCUACGCUCGAAUAGCCAGGAAGUCCUUCUUCAUCCUCUUCGUCUUCACUGUCUGUUUUGUCCCCUAUCACAUAGUCAGGGUGUUCUACAUAAAAACUCAGCUCACACCCAACAUCCCACCUUACUGGGAGGAUGUGGCUGACAAGGCCAAUGAGGUGGCUCUGGUAUUUUCUGCCCUCAACAGCUGCCUGGAUCCUGUUAUGUAUUUCCUGUUAUCCUCGUCGGUGAGGAAGGAGGUGCUGCACCUGGUGGGCAGCGUGUUUUGUGUGCAAGAUGUCGCUGGAGUCAGCGGGAGCAGCUCCACCAUGGACAUGGACGGCAGGAACGAGAGAGUUAACAAAGAACAGGCAAACAUCAGCUUAACCAGCAAUCUGAAGGAAAAGGCAGAUACUGAAUCCAACCUGGCUGGGCUGUGAAGGUACUCUGAGACAGCCAUCGACUGCACCGUGAACAUGACAGCAACCAUGCAGCCGAUCCAGGGGACAGUGGCAGCAGAGUUCACAACACAUGCAUCUAUUCACUGCCGUCAAAACUAUUCAGGAACUAAUUUUUCUGGGAGGACACUGAACGACCACUUUGUCAGCAGUGAACACACGUACCAGUUAUAAAACACAUGGUCUACAUUGGUCUGUCUCUGCAUAUGUUUUACCGUAUUAUCUGGCUACAGUUAUAUAGCAACUGGGUCCUUUUGCUAAAGCUGUCCAUACUGACUGUGUCAUGCAGCUUACCAUCAUUUAUUUUAAGCUACAGUCCUGUAUAUAUCUGUGUGGUGGGAUCAGAGUUGAUGUCACAGUUUUAAACAUUCUGUUUUAACAUUGUGGAAAACAUGGUUCUGUCAUGCACAAAUAGAUAAAAACACUUAUUUUCAUUAUUAAAUAUCCUGUCAAUUUCUUUUUUUUUUUUCCAAUAAAGUGCUUAAUGGUUUAGUCUAGAGGUCGUGCAGCUCUGUGAGGCUACACUUACAGGCACAGUGGUGCUUGAGCUAAAUGCUGAAUGUCAUCACUGCUACAGGUAUUUGAUCAUAAACCACAGUAUUGGACCUGAUGAUGGUGCUAGAGGAAAAGUCGGAGGACCACAGACAUCACUAGGACGAAAUGUCUGAAACAAAUUUGUGCCAAUUUGUCUCAUACAUGUUAAGAUAUUAAACAGGAUGUGUGAGAACUGAGGACUGCUGGUGGUGGCUCAGGAAAAGUCAGGGGAUCUCCAAAGUCACCAAAGUGGUGGACGGACUGAACGAUCCAUACAUCCAUACAACCAAUGUCCCUGAGCUUCAAAUAGCUGAAAUUAGAGGAGCUGAAACCAGAGAAUGGUUCAUGGUGUCUUUUUCUUGAUAAAUGAUUUAAACGAUUAAUCUAUUACCUAUCUAUCAAAUCAUUGUUUCAGUUCUAAAGGAGACUUCUUGUGCAGUCGAGCAACAGCUAAUCUUCUUAUUUUUCACUCUAUUAAUCUCUUUUUUUAAACUUUAUUUAAAUAAAAACAAUUGACCCUGUGGCACCAUUUUCACUGAGCAACAAACAACACUGAAGAAGAGAAGACGGCAACUUUGCAGACAACAUCAAACCCUGGACUUUCAUGACAAAUUGCGAUAGUGAUCACAAGCUUACAGAGAACCCAGAAGCACGAGGUCUUACUGAUAAAAUACCACUCUGCAAAUGU
Lates calcarifer (barramundi perch) is the source of this 2818-nucleotide messenger RNA. RefSeq names its product probable G-protein coupled receptor 34. The coding region runs from base 475 to 1578 and encodes 367 amino acids. The record is from RefSeq and is a predicted model, not a curated record. The transcript is spliced from 3 exons. Gene Ontology annotation, molecular function: G protein-coupled purinergic nucleotide receptor activity. Gene Ontology annotation, biological process: G protein-coupled receptor signaling pathway. Gene Ontology annotation, cellular component: membrane. NCBI's taxonomy places the organism in Eukaryota, Metazoa, Chordata, Actinopteri, Centropomidae.